AUGUCAACAUAUCUCAUCACUGGCGCCAGCAGGGGACUGGGCCUCGCGUUUGUGAAGAACCUUCAAGAACGGCCCCCGAGCGAGGUCUCGAAGGUCUUCGGAACCGUACGUGCCGAGCCGUCGGCGGAGCUACAGCAACUUGCAGACUCGUCCCAAGGUCGUGUUGUCAUCAUCCACAUGAUCCUGACCGACAAGGAGAGCGUCGCCACGGGCGUCGAGCAGGUCAAAGAGAAGCUAGACGGGCGGGGCCUCGACGUGCUCAUCAACAACGCCGGCAUUAUAGAGUACGACAAGAGCGUUGAGGAAAUGGACACCCUGCGCAGAAUGCUCGAGACCAACGUCGAGGCUGUUCACUACGUGACUGCGGCCUUUUUGCCUCUGCUGCGACAAGGGAAGCAGAAGAAGAUUGUAAACAUUGGGUCGAGUGUCUGUUCCAUGGCCCACGCCCGCAAGUGGAUGAUAUCGAAACAAUACGCCUACAAGAUAUCCAAAACUGCCCUCAACGCCCUCACUGUCCAGUAUGCGUACUCCCUCGAGGAAGAGGGGUUCGGCGUCUUUUCCAUUUGCCCCGGCUGGGUGAAAACGGACAUGACAAGUUACACUGCCGACUUGGAUGCUUCAACGUCCGUGGAGGGGGUCCUGAAAGCGACAGCAAAGGAUAACAAGGAUCUGAAUGGCAAAUUCCUCAAGGUCCACAUCCCCGGUAUGGAGGUUCGCCCGGGAGCGUAUCACGAGUACAAUGGGGCGGAAAUCCCUUGGUAG
Messenger RNA from Pyricularia oryzae 70-15, 762 nucleotides. RefSeq lists its product as uncharacterized. Gene Ontology annotation, molecular function: oxidoreductase activity, acting on the CH-OH group of donors, NAD or NADP as acceptor. The transcript is spliced from 3 exons. The record is from RefSeq and is a predicted model, not a curated record. NCBI's taxonomy places the organism in Eukaryota, Fungi, Ascomycota, Sordariomycetes, Magnaporthales, Pyriculariaceae. Bases 1 to 762 code for a protein of 253 amino acids.